CAAGAUCUUUCAAAUCUGGCUGAUAAAUUUGAGAAUGAGCUCAGUCUGUCAAAUGGUCCUUCUCUUAUCAAGCCAGUUUAUUCAAAAGCUGGACUCCAGUGUGCAUCUGAACUCGAAGAAUGCCUCUACCCAGUGGGUUCUAAUAAAAUAGAAUGGAAGCCAGAAACCAUCUGCACCUACCUGUUCUCAGAGUAUCCUGGAUUAGAGGAUUUAAUGAAAAAACAAAUCCAUCCACUGAAAAAGGGGAUACUGAUAUUUUCAAGGAGUUGGGCUGUUGAUAUUGGAUUGUGGAAAAAACAAGAUGUUAUAUGUGAUGCUCUCUUAGUAGCUGAAAACGCAUAUCCAGUACUGUAUACUGUAGUCAAUGAUGCCUCUUCUGCUGAGUCUGAAAACCUGAGAGGAACUGCUUAUGCAUUAAAGAAGAAACUAGUCAAUGAUGGGGGAUAUGCUUCAGAAGUGUGUGUGAUUCCCCAAAUACUGUACCUGAAUGGCCAAGAAAACCAAGAAAACCCAUGUGGUUAUGCCAGCUUGUACCCAGAGAAUUACGUCCUCACCUCCAGGGACAUCCCCGUGUUCCUGCGUGCACUUAUGACUGUUGUGCUGCGCUUCAAGUCCUACUUAAGUGACCAUCUUGGCUGUGAGAUUUUCAACCUUCUCAAACAGUAUGAGCUGCUCUCCAAGAACCUGCACAACGUCAAAGAGCAGUUUGUCCUUGGUCUUCCUGGAACAGGGAAAACAAUCAUAGCUUUGAAGAUCAUUGAGAGAAUACGAAACAUUUUUCACUGUUCUGCAGAAGAAAGACUCUAUAUUUGUGAAAAUCAUCCCUUGAAGACGUUUGUGAGGUAAGCAGUAAUG
Molecule: messenger RNA, 855 nt
Organism: Phalacrocorax carbo (great cormorant)
Lineage: Eukaryota; Metazoa; Chordata; Aves; Suliformes; Phalacrocoracidae
Source: RefSeq, a predicted model, not a curated record